This is a messenger RNA of Doryrhamphus excisus (bluestripe pipefish), 2834 nucleotides long. RefSeq names its product coagulation factor III, tissue factor a (gene f3a). Gene Ontology annotation, cellular component: plasma membrane. Gene Ontology annotation, biological process: cytokine-mediated signaling pathway; blood coagulation. Gene Ontology annotation, molecular function: cytokine receptor activity; protein binding. Lineage: Eukaryota; Metazoa; Chordata; Actinopteri; Syngnathiformes; Syngnathidae. The record is from RefSeq and is a predicted model, not a curated record.
UGGGUUUCGGCGAGUACUGCAGAAAGUACCGAUGUAAGAAGUACUGAUGGUACCUGCGAGGCCAAAGUCGACAUUUCUCUGCAGAUUAACUUUCUGGACUUAAAAUGAGGACAAAAGGUUCAAGAUUGAUUGACUUUUUCCCGCUGCUUUUUUUCGCCGUCUCAGGAUCCUACCCUACAGCCCGGAACGUCACCUGGGAAUCCACAAACUUUAAAACCAUUCUGAGCUGGCAGCCCCUCCCGAGCCACUACUCCUACACUGUGGAGUUCUCAGUGCUUGGCAGGAGCAAAGAGAGGAACAGAAACUGCAUCCGUACUUCAACACGUACGUGUGAUCUGACAUAUUCUCUGAUGGACGUCAAGGCUUGCUAUGUGGCCUACAUCCUGUCUGAACCCCCCCUGGGAGUCACGUCUGACCUCACCGAGUUCCCCUACACCAAAUCGUCAACAUUCUGUCCCUACCAGGACACUGAUAUUGGCAGAGUGGAGUUCAAGCUGGAGGUGAGCAAGGACAAGAAGACGACCUGGUUGAUGGUGACGGACCCGCUGACUGCUUUGUUUCAAGAUGAUCAGCAGCUGAGCAUCAGGGACAUUUUUUCGGAGAAGUUAGAGUACAAAGUUACUUAUCGUAGGAACAAGAGCACUGGCAAGAAAGUCUACAUCUCAAAGAGCAACGUGAUGGAGAUACCGGAUCUGGAUCACGAGGAAAGCUACUGUUUUACGGUUCAGGCCUUCAUUCCAAGCCGCAGGACGGACAAACAGCUGGGAAAGCCCAGCCAAACGCAGUGCUCUGAGGACCACAAACACAGCAUCCUUGAAGUGUAUUCAGUGGGCGUGAUUGCAGGUGGCAUCCUCCUCGUUUUGCUGCUGAUGGCUGUCAUCACCGUGGUAACGACGGUGUGCUGCAGGCGGAGGAAGAAACGUGAGAAAAGUGAAAAAGAAGGGGUUCCACUACAGAGUGUCUAAUGUCACCCACAAAAAGUUCAUUUCCUUAGACAGGAAUGAAGAGUAGUUUCUGUGAAACCGCCUGUGAAUAUUGUCCUUCAUCAGGUCAUUCAGCGGCCUCUUUUUGUCUGACAGUGUCCUUCUCAGGCAGGAAGAAUGUUGGCCAUUCCCGACACUGAGCUAAUAUCAGCAUGACAAAGCAAAAGGACCAAAAGACACAGAAUCAACAAUUGUACAUAUAAAAAAAGCCUUGUUGACCUUUGCCACACUGUGUUAAAAAGAUGAAUGCAGAUUCGGGCUGUCACCAGACACCCAACUCACCAGCCAAGACGAAGCACCAGAUUGACGGCAUCGCUCCACUUGUCCCACUACACGUCUGUGUAGUUCUAGUUUGGACACAACAAGACACUUUGACACGUUCAACUUCCGACUGAAGGUGAUGUGAUGUUGACACCUUGCUACUGAGAAGGCGAUGUGAUGUGGACACGUUCACCUUACUACUGAGAAGGUGAUGUGAUGUUGACACCUUGCUACUGAGAAGGCGAUGUGAUGUGGACACGUUCACCUUACUACUGAGAAGGCGACGUGAUGUGGACACGUUCACCUUGCUACUGAGAAGGUGAUGUGAUGUGGACACGUUCACCUUGCUACUGAGAAGGUGAUGUGAUGUGGACACGUUCACCUUGCUACUGAGAAGGCGACGUGAUGUGGACACGUUCACCCUACUACUGAGAAGGUGAUGUGAUGUGGACACGUUCACCUUGCUACUGAGAAGGUGAUGUGAUGUGGACACGUUCACCUUGCUACUGAGAAGGCGACGUGAUGUGGACACGUUCACCUUACUACUGAGAAGGUGAUGUGAUGUGGACACGUUCACCUUGCUACUGAGAAGGUGAUGUGAUGUGGACACGUUCACCUUGCUACUGAGAAGGUGAUGUGAUGUGGACACGUUCACCUUGCUACUGAGAAGGCGACGUGAUGUGGACACGUUCACCCUACUACUGAGAAGGUGAUGUGAUGUGGACACGUUCACCUUACUACUGAGAAGGCGAUGUGAUGUGGACACGUUCACCUUACUACUGAGAAGGCGAUGUGAUGUGGACACGUUCACCUUACUACUGAGAAGGUGAUGUGAUGUGGACACGUUCACCUUACUACUGAGAAGGUGAUGUGGACACGUUCACCUUGCUACGGAGAGACCGACGUGAUGUUGACACUUUCACCUUCUGAUUGAAGGUGAUGUUGGAAGCAACAAAGAGUGAUAAGAUAAGCUGGUCAGGCAAAGCACGUACUUUCAUGUACGGCACGCAUAGCUGAAAAGAUAUUUGAAAGAUUGAGGUGAUGGUGAUAUUGGAUAUAAGAUCCAAGAGAAAAAUUCCUGCGAGUGUCAUUGUUUUGUUGAGAUGAAUGAUUGGCUUUGUGUACACUCUUCCAAUAUUUAGCUUCUUUCACACUGGAAACUGACAUAAAGGAGUCCAUCACCAUUGACUAGACUGUUGUUUAUAAACACUAAAAUGCUUCAGCACUGUUUGGUAAACAGCACCAUGGACGGGGCCGAAAACAGCACCAUGGACAGGGCCGAAUGAUAAUGAUUAAAAAAAAUGAAUGUGUUCAUUAUUAAUCACAUUUUAUGCAAAUGCAUUAAUUGGGGAAAUAAGGGUGAUUAUUUCAUUAAAAAAAUAUAUAUACAGUUCCAAGUUUUUGUAUGUAUAUUUUUUGCAUGUUUGUUGCGAGCGGUGGCCCGUCCCAAAUGCGCCACUUUGCUAACUUUGUCCCAGGCUGCGCCGCUAGACUUUUUCUUCCACCUCCUAUUUGCUCCAAAUGCUGCUACUAUAUGGGAAGCAUCAAGCUAAGAUGUGAUGAUGUAUUCAUGUAGUGCUUUGAAUUUCA